GUACAAAUUUCAUUCGUUUCUCAUCACUCACAAUACCACCAGCACCCACCAAGCUAGCUAGCAGCCAUGGAGAGGGAGAGCAAUAAGCAGCAGCAGCAGAAGCAGCCAUGGAGCUACACCAGCUGCGGCUUCAUAGCCAGCAGCACCAGCAGCUUCACUUGGCCGCCGAGAUCCUACCCCUGCAGCUUCUGCAAGAGGGAGUUCAGGUCGGCGCAGGCCCUCGGGGGCCACAUGAAUGUCCACAGGAGGGACAGGGCCAGGCUCAGGCACGGCUUCCCUCCUCUCCCUCCUCCUCCUCCGGUCGCUUGCCGCUCUAGCAGGGCACCGGCGGCGGCGGUGAUUCCCAAACUCAACUAUCCGCCGCCGCCGCCGCCGCCGCAGUACGACCAUCGCCAUCGCCCCGCCACCAGCACAUCAAUUGCGGAGGUGAGCUUGCAGCUGGGUGUUGGAGUGGUUCGCAGCUGCAGCACUACUGCGACUCCAAUCACUCCAGGCGGCGGUCCGGAGGAGGACGACGGCGGUCUGGACCUUGAGCUUAGGCUCGGCGCCUCUUAGCUUGCUUCAUCAGAUUUAUGCGAUCAGGAUGCAUGCAUGGAUGAAUGUAUAUAUGCAUGCUUGCUAUUUUAAUUAGUUUUACUUGUACCGUACCGUAUUAAUUUAUUAGCUAGUUCUCUAGUAAUGUAAUUGUAACCUGCUAGAUGGCUUGCUAGGGGUUAGUUAGCCCA
Molecule: messenger RNA, 725 nt
Organism: Panicum virgatum (switchgrass)
Lineage: Eukaryota; Viridiplantae; Streptophyta; Magnoliopsida; Poales; Poaceae
Product: transcriptional regulator SUPERMAN-like
Exons: 1
Coding region: 67-555 (162 amino acids)
Source: RefSeq, a predicted model, not a curated record